Messenger RNA from Saccostrea cuccullata (small rock oyster), 1041 nucleotides. Its product is annotated as multiple epidermal growth factor-like domains protein 6. The record is from RefSeq and is a predicted model, not a curated record. NCBI's taxonomy places the organism in Eukaryota, Metazoa, Mollusca, Bivalvia, Ostreida, Ostreidae. The transcript has 7 exons. Gene Ontology annotation, molecular function: protein binding. The coding region runs from base 1 to 1041 and encodes 346 amino acids.
AUGUCUACCUUUACAGCACUUUGUGUGUCCCUUCUGUCGCUGUUCACUGUCGGAUAUUGUUACGUAAAGUUAAGCAGAGUGUCUGGGGCUAUCGUCUCCCAAAGCUCAACAUAUAAGUCAGCAUUGUUGGCUGUUGAUGGAAAUUACGCACAGUAUUAUCCAGAGUGUGCAUUUACCGGUAAAAAUGAAGCAUAUGCUUGGGUUCAGGUGGAUCUCCGAAAAGCUUACAGUCUAAAAUCUGUCAAAUUAUACCUCAGAAAUGAUGCCAUUCUGUGUUUGUCUCCUCCAUACCGACUUCGCCAGUUUUACUUAGACGUAUCAAAUUCAUCGGCAGGCACCUCAAGACAGAGAGUGAGAUGUUACACAGAUAACACUACAGCCCCAGCCACGCCCUCUCCCGUGAUUGACAUCCCUUGUAAACAGACGGCGAGAUACGUCAUUAUACAGACUACAUACAAAGCACCAGAAGAUACAGAUUCUACAGGACCUGUCUUAGAGAUCUGUGAAAUUGAAGUGAUUGGUUGCAAUAUCGGUCACUAUGGACCAUCCUGUUCAUCAUGUGGAGGUUGUGAAAACUGCAACAUUGAAUCUGGUUGCCGGGUCACAUGCAGCCAAAAUUGUAUAGAUAGAGAAUGUGAUGAAUAUGGAAACUGCUCCCGGGGAUGUAAGCAUGGGUACUGGGGAAAUAAGUGCCUGAAUGGUUGUCCAUCUACUUGUUUCAUGACAGUCUGCAAUAUGAGUAGUGGAAUAUGCAAUUCUUGCAAUGCUGGAUAUUACGGGUCACUCUGUCACAUGUCUUGUAGUAGAUCUUGUGCACAACCUAGCUGUAGUCAGAACGGAACUUGUAUUGGUAGAUGUAAACCAAACUGGAUAGGGAAUCGUUGCGAUGAAUGCAGUCAGAAUCGUUACGGACCACAGUGUGAUCAAGAAUGCAGUCCAGUCUGUUUAAAUGGAACCUGUUUUUCAAACAAUGGCUCAUGUAAAGAAGGUUGCAAUAUCAACUUUCAUUAUGGCAAAGUAUCUUUAAAUGUCUCUCUUUAA